Messenger RNA from Hydatigera taeniaeformis, 555 nucleotides. NCBI's taxonomy places the organism in Eukaryota, Metazoa, Platyhelminthes, Cestoda, Cyclophyllidea, Taeniidae. The record is from the annotation of a GenBank genome assembly.
GAUCCAGGUCACACGAAGAAUUUGGAACUAGCUAAAUUUGGUGUUGAGUGUAUAAGCUUGAGUAUAGUCUCCCUCUUUUUGGCGGAAAUUGUCCUUAAACUCUGGAUAUUUGGCAUAGGACUGUAUCUGCACAGCUUAAUUGAGGGCAUCGAUGCGGUAGUUAUAUGUGUCAGUUUUGGCAUCGACGUCUACCUGAUGGUGACAGAGAACCACCGUCAUCCUAUUUCAAGCCUCUCAACUUCGCAUACUCUCGCGAUGACAACAACGUCCGCGCCCGAAACAACCCUAAGGAGUGGUAUUAAAUCUCUCCCCGAAGCUGCUGGUUUCCUCGUGCUAUUUCGUCUCUGGCGCGUUGUUCGUAUUGCUAAUGCCAUUCUCGUCUCUGUAUCCGCAACACAGGAGACGAAAAUUCAGGAGCUGAAAGCGGAGCGAGAUAAAGCCGCCUCAAGAGUAUCUCAACUGGAAAACUUCAUUCUUGCUCUUGGUCAAGAUGUUCCUUCCGACUCUAAUUCAUCUCCCGCCAAGAGUACGCCACUCCCUCCUUCCUCCGUUUAA